UCCUCAGUCGCUGCUGAGGACGCGGCGAGUGCAGUUGAUGUGUCCUGCGCCCCGCCUUCGCCAGUCACAGCCCGUCGUUUUCCGGAGCCCGGGUCCGACGGGACGCGCGCCCGUGCGUGUGUGAGCGGGACUUAGGGCAGAGGUGUCCCUUCGCUGUCUUUUUCUUUGAUAUUUUUCAUCUUUUCAAGCCCCAAUUUUGCCCGCAGGGGUCUGUUCUCACGGUGUCUUCCUGCCCGCAGCCGGGUUGGGAGCGGGGCUGGCGUCCGGUGUGGUUCGGUUUAUUUUUCCUUUCGAACUUGUGAACGCUUCCCCCCACCCUCAUCUCUUUUCCUUUUAGUUUUUUUCUUUACUUUUUUGUUUUUUCUUUUUUUGGCCCAGUGCCUCGUGGUCCCUACACAACCGCCUUCUGACCCCUGUCUCGCUGCCCCCCCCUCCUCGCCCAGGGUCGCCCUCCUCCCCGCCCCAGGCCCGGGAGGGUGGGAACUUGCACCCCGCACGCGUCUCCGCAGCCGAGCCCGCACCUGCCUCAGUAUGAACGGGGUCCACGACCCACCUCUGUUUAUAAAAGAUAUUAAGGCCGGACUGAAAAACUUAAAUGUCGUCUUUAUUGUCCUGGAGAUAGGACGCGUGACCAAGACCAAAGACGGCCAUGAAGUGAGAUCGUGCAAAGUAGCCGAUAAAACGGGCAGCAUCACCAUCUCGGUGUGGGAUGAGGUCGGCAGUCUCAUACAGACAGGAGAUAUUAUACGGUUGACCCGAGGGUAUGCAUCUAUGUGGAAAGGUUGUCUGACACUUUAUACUGGAAGGGGUGGUGAACUUCAAAAAAUUGGGGAAUUUUGUAUGGUUUAUUCAGAAGUGCCGAAUUUCAGUGAGCCCAAUCCAGAUUAUCGAGGACAACAGAACCAAGGGGUAUAUAAUGAGCAGAAGAACAGUAAUAUGAAUACAGGCACAUUUGGACCAGUGGGAAAUGGUGUUCAAACUGGCCCUGAAUCAAGGGGAUACCAACUUUCAUAUUCUGGUAGAAGCAAUGGCCGGGGACCGACCUACCCACAGCUUUCAGGACCAGCUAAUAAUCACACAAUCAUGACCACAAUAAGUAAUGGCAGGGAUCCUCGGAGAGCCUUUAAAAGAUGACCUAUACCAAAUCAUCACAUGUAGUUUUUGAACUACGUGUGCCCUACUUGAACACUUACUGCUGCACUUUUAUUUAUUGUUAACUGUGAAAAAUAUGUCCUUUAUUACUUGUACAUUUUUGGUUUAAGAAGAGUGGUUGAUUUUUUUAGCAAAACUGUUAAACUACUCAAGUGUCCUAUUGAAGAAUAAGAGCACUCUGAAUAGUAGGGACAUUUAUUUUAGAGUAAAAAUUAUUGGAUAUUCUCUUAAAUCUGUACCCAUUUUAGGGUGAGUUACUUGAGAUAUCAAGCUUUAUAGCCUCCAUGAGUCUAUCUUCUGUAUAUGUUUUUGUAAUACUUGACACAAAGUUUAAUGGGAUAUAUCCUAGGUGUCUUAAAUUCAGAUAUUUGCCAACUAAAGCAAUAACCGCCAAAAAUCAGAAACUUGAUCAAUGCUAACAGUCAUUUUUGAGUGUUUGUGAGUCCAGGAAUAACUGACUAAAUUGAGUGACUGCUCUUAAGAUUUUUCCCAGCACUGUGUCAUUCAGAAUUCUUAUUGUAUUGCCCCCAAACAAAUUUCUUUGUGUCAGAAUUAUGGAAUAAAAGUAAUUUUCUUUAAGAAAGUACAUUUACUUUCUGUAAUGUGCUACUCAACAUUUGUUUUUAAAAUUACAGAUUAUGCUGCAGGAAAAUUUAAAGCUAAGGCCUUAGAUAUUUAGUUUUGAAACCACCAUGUUAAAUACCAAAAUUAGUUUGGAGCUGUUGUAAAAUCACAAUAAACACUGACUUGAUUAUUAAAAAAAAUAAUUGUAGAUAAAUAUAAUGAAGGCAAUUUAAAUUGAAUCCAUGUAGCAGUACAGUCUUAAGUUACCCUGGUACUUAACAGUACUCAGCUUUCAGUGAAAAUGCUAGGUACUUCCCUUUAUUUGAGUUGUGUAUAUAUGUCCUAAUUUUGGAACAUUGACAUAACAUAAGUAAAAGUUACAUGACUUUCAAAGCGAUUACAGCUUUAUUCAAAGAUGUUAAUGUAGGAUUUAUUUAUAUGUUAUAAAUGGUACCCAGUUUUACUUUCUACUGUAAGGAUGGAUAGCUAGUAAAUUUUUUCCUUUGUUAAAGUUUACCUCUUUGUGUUAAUGUUAACAGACCUACUUAAUUCUUACUCUUUUCUGUGACAACAGGAGAGAGCCUGUACAUCUCCCUAAGAUUGUAUUAACAACCUAGAGACUUAGUUUUACACUUGUUUUUUUCCUACCUCAAAUCAUCCAAUAAAGUCAUAGCAUUUUAAAAUUU
Molecule: messenger RNA, 2402 nt
Organism: Perognathus longimembris pacificus (Pacific pocket mouse)
Lineage: Eukaryota; Metazoa; Chordata; Mammalia; Rodentia; Heteromyidae
Gene: Nabp1
Product: nucleic acid binding protein 1
Exons: 6
Coding region: 532-1134 (200 amino acids)
Biological process (GO): mitotic cell cycle checkpoint signaling; double-strand break repair via homologous recombination; response to ionizing radiation
Cellular component (GO): SOSS complex
Molecular function (GO): DNA binding
Source: RefSeq, a predicted model, not a curated record